Messenger RNA from Mobula hypostoma (lesser devil ray), 1004 nucleotides. RefSeq names its product RNA polymerase II subunit C (gene polr2c). The transcript is spliced from 9 exons. NCBI's taxonomy places the organism in Eukaryota, Metazoa, Chordata, Chondrichthyes, Myliobatiformes, Myliobatidae. Gene Ontology annotation, molecular function: protein dimerization activity; DNA binding. Gene Ontology annotation, biological process: DNA-templated transcription. Bases 70 to 897 code for a protein of 275 amino acids. The record is from RefSeq and is a predicted model, not a curated record. Gene Ontology annotation, cellular component: RNA polymerase II, core complex.
GGAGCAUAUGGCGGGACUGUCAGUCGCAGCGUGACGCGGGGCCUGCCGGGAAAGAGGAGGUCGGCCGCCAUGCCAUACGCGAACCAGCCGACGGUCCGGAUCACGGAGCUGACGGACGAGAAUGUUAAAUUCGUCGUGGAGAACACGGAGCUGUCGGUGGCGAACGCUCUGCGUCGGGUUCUGAUGGCUGAAGUGGCCACGCUGGCUAUUGACUGGGUGCAGAUUGAUGCCAACUCUUCAGUUCUCCACGAUGAGUUUAUCGCUCACAGAAUUGGGUUAAUUCCUCUGACGAGUGACGACAUUGUGGAUAAGAUGCAGUAUUCAAGGGAUUGUACGUGUGAUGAGUUCUGCCCAGAAUGUUCUGUGGAGCUGACCCUAGAUGUCAAGUGCAAUGAAGAUCAGACACGACAUGUCACCUCCAGGGACCUACUAUCGAACAAUUCUCGGGUUAUCCCAGUCACCUCCCGGAGCCGAGACAACGAUCCCAAUGACUAUGUGGAACAAGAUGACAUCCUGAUUGUGAAGCUACGGAAAGGCCAGGAACUCCGUCUCCGUGCUUAUGCUAAGAAAGGCUUUGGAAAAGAGCAUGCCAAGUGGAACCCGACGGCUGGGGUGUCCUUCGAGUACGACCCUGACAAUGCCCUGCGACACACUGUCUACCCCAAGCCUGAGGAGUGGCCGAAGAGUGAGUACUCAGAGCUGGAUGACGAAGAGAUUCAGGCGCCAUACGACCCCAAUGGUAAACCGGAAAGAUUUUUCUUCAACGUGGAAUCUUCUGGAGCACUGCGGCCAGAAACCAUCGUGUUGUCUGCCCUGUCCGGUCUGAAGAAGAAGCUGAGUGACCUGCAGACCAUGCUGAGCCAUGAGAUCCAGAGUGAUGUACUUACCAUCAAUUAGCUAACCUAGGGCAGUCCCCACAACCCCGCCGCAAGCAGCAACAACCAGACUCUUUCCCCCCACUACUUUGUUCAUUUUCAAACAUCAAUAAAACUGAACUUUUCUUA